Molecule: messenger RNA, 3838 nt
Organism: Cloeon dipterum
Lineage: Eukaryota; Metazoa; Arthropoda; Insecta; Ephemeroptera; Baetidae
Product: dipeptidyl peptidase 9
Exons: 13
Coding region: 186-2729 (847 amino acids)
Biological process (GO): proteolysis
Molecular function (GO): serine-type peptidase activity; dipeptidyl-peptidase activity
Source: RefSeq, a predicted model, not a curated record
UUACUUUCGCGCGCAAACAUGGCCGCCGUGCGCUGUGCUGUUGUUGAUCUCGUUAUUUUCAUUGAAAAGUCUGACUUAGUCGGACCGACAGCUGCGGGUAUAAAAAUAAAAAAUAUUACGACAGCAAGCAUGAAGGCAGACCGGACUUGAGAGUGGGCGCUGAUGCUCGUGGCCGACCCUGUGCGAUGGACGAAGAGCUGCACUCGGCCCUGCUGGGCAGCAAGCAGCGCUCGCUGACCCCCAGUUCGCGGGAUUCAGUCUGCCAGUCAUGGUCCGAAAUCUAUUCGGAGGUGUGCGAGCUGCGCCGACAGCUGUCCUCACUGGCUAGCAUGCUGCCUAGCUCGAUCGCCUUCCGUAGCGUGCCGGGCACCAGCAAGACGCGCAUCUACUUCCUUGGCGCGCCGCCCAGCACCGCCUGGGAAUCCACCCUGCUCGCAACCGACAUCCCAGCCCCUGGCGAAGCGGAAUCAAACAGGAGUCUUCUGCAGUGGCAUCCUGUAUUAGAGGCAAACUUCCAAUCGCUCACAAGUGGCAGUCGGUUGUCCAGAGAGGAACAGCUGCUCUGGGAACGCAAGCGACUGGCAACCUGGGGCUUAACUUCCUACGAACUGCAUGCCGAAAGCGGUCGCAUCGUCUUUCCUGUCGCCAGCAGACUUUAUCAAUGCGUGGACAUCGCGCUAAACGUGAGUGCUCUUCGCCCAAGCGAGUUGGACCCAAGCAUGAGCCAAACAAAAAUGAGUCCACAGAUAUGCCCGUCAAACCCAGACCUAGUCGCUUUUGUUUGCAACCACGACAUUUGGCUCACAAAUAGCUUAUCAGGGAGCUCUGUGCGGCUGACGCACUACCACAAAGGGGCUCCAUUCAAUUUAAUCGACGACCCCCUGGGCGCCGGAUCACCAAGCUAUGUGAUGCAGGAAGAGUUCAGCCGGUACCAGGGAUAUUGGUGGCAGCCAAAGCAGACCUUGCCAGGCGUCUACCAAAUCUUGUUUGAAUUGGUGGACGAGUCAAACGUCGAGGUGAGCUGCUUCCCCAGCGUGACUGGCGUAGAAGAGCUUCGGUUCCCUCGCGCAGGCACUGCCAACGCCAAGUCGGAACUCAAGAUGCUGCAGUUCAAGAUUGGCAGCGCCAGCAUGCGACCUACCGAUGUCAAAAUCCUCAACCUCAGUCGCAGCUUGGACAACCUUUUUCCUUACCAUGAGUAUUUGGUUCGCGUUGGUUGGGUCUCUGAUGGAACACACUUGUGGUGUCAGCUACUAGACAGGCGGCAGCAGCAGCUGGACCUGGUGCUGGUUUCUGUUGACUCAUUCUGUGUCGAGGAGGAAGAUGGGGAGGCAAAUCCCCAGCAGCCCUCACCGCACAGCCUGCAUCCACUUAACGUGCACUUGCUCUACUCGGAGUCGACCAGCGUGUGGAUCAACGUGCACGACAUCCUGCACUUUUUUCCGUCUGAGGUUAAGGGCAAACUCACCUUUCUUUGGGCCAGCGAGGAAAGCGGCUUUCGCCAUCUCUACCUUGUCACAGUCGCGCUCGCGUCUCAGCUCGGCAACUGUGUUGAUGAAGCGGUUCCGUUAGAUGGCUUGCAAAGGGCAAAAGUCGUAAAAAGAUUGGCAUUGACAUCAGGCGAUUGGGAGAUUCUACCUCGCUCUGUUUGGGUGGAUGAGGACCACGAGCUUGUCUACUUCAUAGGCAUGCGUGAAACGCCCCUGGAGAAACAUCUCUAUGUUGUCUCUUUACGUCAACCAGGUGAAAUCCGACUGCUCACAAGACCUGGAUAUUCUUACAGUAUAGACAUGAAUAAAGAAUGCACUUUGGUUGUCGGCGUUUAUAGCAAUAUUCGACAGCUGCCAGCGUGUCAAGUAUUUCGUGUGACUUUGUCUGACUGGACAGUUGAUGGCGUCAACCUUAGUCCGAUAGGAUAUCUGCUAGAACCAUCGUUUCCAGACGUGGACUGUCAUUGUCCUGAAAUCCUGACGCACCAACUUAAGUCUGGUGAGACGCUGUACGCGAUGUUGUUCAAACCGACUGGAUUUGAUCCGGAAAGGCAGUAUCCAACAGUGUUGAACGUUUAUGGAGGGCCGGAGGUUCAGCUUGUGUCUAACUCGUUCAAGGGAAUGCGCCAUCUACGCAUGCACAUGCUCGCCUCCAGGGGCUAUUGCGUGCUCGCCAUCGACUCCAGGGGUUCUCUGCACAGAGGCAUCAAGUUUGAAAGCCACAUCCACUUCCGCAUGGGUCAAGUAGAGCUAGCGGACCAAGUGGAAGUGCUGCAGGGGCUGGCCAAUAAGCUCGGAUUCAUCGAUAUGGACCGCGUGGCUAUUCACGGCUGGUCUUACGGUGGAUACAUGAGUCUCCUUGGACUUGCUCUCUUUCCUGAGAUUUUUAAGGUGUCAAUAGCCGGGGCGCCAGUGACUUCGUGGAGUUUUUACGACACUGGGUACACAGAGAGGUACAUGGGCUUGCCUGAGGGCAACGUGCUGGGCUACAGAUCUGGCUGCGUCCUUCAAUACAUCAACCAGUUCCCAGAUGAUGAGGACCGAUUAUUGAUAAUUCAUGGACUGCUAGACGAAAACGUCCAUUUUCAGCACACAAGCAUGUUAAUCAACGCGCUGGUCAAAGCUGGAAAGCCAUAUCAAUUGCAGGUUUACCCCAACGAGCGUCACAGUCUCCGCAGUGUUGACGCCAGCAAGCACUACGAAACUAAACUGCUGGCGUUUCUCAACAAAAACCUGUGAGCCCGAGUUGUUUUUCCUCUCAUCGAGCGAACAACUGUGAGUGGAAUGGAAAUGUAUUUGUGAUUAACACCUGUUUCAACAGCUUAUCUGCUUCUGCAGGAGUAAGCAAAGACAUUGGGCCGCAUUACUUAUUAUAAUGGUUUGUCUGUAACACACUUCAUAAGGCUGUGUUUACCUCAAUUCGAAAAUCCCUAACAACACAUCAUUGCGGAGUUAUUAGGCCUGAGCUUGUAUUUUAUUUUUCCCUGAAAAUUUUCUGGAAAGUAAAAUGGAUACCCUAUCAAGAGUCAUUUAGGUUGUAACGAUGUGUUGUUAAUAGUGCAAUAAUAAGUUAGCAUAAAAAAAAUUAAAAAAUUAUCAAUUUAUUCAUUAUUUUUUAAACACUUCAUUUUUUAUUCAUUUAUUAAUGUCUAUCGUUGACACUAUUUAUUCACUAGUUGAAAAAAAAUUUGAACAAAUUGAUCAUUUUUCAAAUUUACGUUUAUCUGUUAAACUCACAUUGCAAAGUAAACAACACAUUGUUACAAGGUUGCCAAUCGAACUGUGCGUGGAUCUUACUCUAUUUUAUUGUUUACAAUUUUGACUCUCAGAAAUAUUAAAAACCCGUGUGAGUAAUCUUUAUUAGUCCCUGAAAUCUUUUGUAAAGUUUUUUAAACUCGUGUCAAAGGCACCAAAUUUUUAGUGAGUAAAGACCGAUGUGGACGUGUGUGCAUGUUGAGGAAUUUUCCUCGGUAAAGCAAUCAAAACAACGCGGUUUUAAUCAAAUUUUUAACAAUUCGCUUGCGACAUACUUGCUGGAGAACCACAUACAGGAUGAAGAGGUAUGAAAAUGAUUAAGUAGAUCGAUUUUGUGGCGUGAUUGAAAAGCGAGGCAGCUGCAAUGCAUGUAUUUUGUUGUGACCAGUAUUAGCAACGGUUUUAGAAGCGGCCGAGGCUAAGUUAGGUAGCCUCUCAAUCUAAUUUAAAAUGUUCGUUACUUAAUCAAAAGAAAAUUAAUUUACACGCACGAGAACGUGCAAGAGAACGAUGAUUAAGAUAAUCCUCUGUAUUGCAUUCUGAGCGCAUAUUGCCAAUAAUAAAUAUGAAAAUUUCAAAUGCCAGCUAACAAA